Ogataea polymorpha is the source of this 1620-nucleotide messenger RNA. RefSeq lists its product as uncharacterized. The coding region runs from base 1 to 978 and encodes 325 amino acids. Gene Ontology annotation, cellular component: TRC complex; cytosol. Gene Ontology annotation, molecular function: protein binding. Gene Ontology annotation, biological process: protein insertion into ER membrane. The transcript has 2 exons. The record is from RefSeq and is a predicted model, not a curated record. NCBI's taxonomy places the organism in Eukaryota, Fungi, Ascomycota, Pichiomycetes, Pichiales, Pichiaceae.
AUGGACGCUACUCAGGGGAAAUUGCAAAAAUCCUUGGCACGGUUCAAGGAAAGAAUCUCGAAUGGGUCUUACUAUGAGGCUCAACAGACAAUGAGGGCGAUUAUCAACAGACACGUCAAUUCUGGAAAUUAUGACUCGGCUGUUGAACUGCUCUACCAAAGUUCCAAAAUUCUGAUGGAGUUCAAGAGAUACGACGAAGCCUGUGAUCUCCUUCUCUACAUGAUUGAAGUGUUUGAAAAGGAAAAUAAAUCAGUGGAAGAAUUUAAAGCUCAUGAUCUCAGUAAGCUGAUCGAACUCAUCAAUGUUAUUCCUGACGAGGAUCCAAACAUCCUAAACCUCGCCAAGGAAGUUUCCAAGUUUGCUGUGAAGAAGAGUGGGUCAGAAGGUGGAUUUCCAGCUCUCAGCUUUGUCAUUGGUUCUAAGCUGUACUACAGCGGUUCCGUGGACCAGAUAAAUGCUAGCGAGCACUACCUUCUCGUCAGUGGAACGCCUGAGAGCUUGCAGAUGCUUGUAGACCUAGAAUUUGGUGCAUACUUGCUUGACCAGCCUAAUACCUUAGGCAUUUAUCUUGCGAGACUGGUGAUUCCAUACGUUACUUUCGGUAACCUGAAGCUGGCAAGAAAGUCCGUCGUUGACAUAAUAUCAAAGCUUAAGGAGAGCGAUAGAGCAGGCCUGUUUUCCUUCCAGCAGAGCGGCGAUUUGCAAAUUCUGGAAUUGGGAACGGAUACCGAUCUACAUGAUUGUUACGGACUGGUGAAUUUCCUACAAUUGCUGAUCGAGGUUUGCGAACGUGCCAACAGCGAAAACGCUGCAAACUUCAAGUUGCUUGUAAACAGGUACUUCCAGCUGCUGGAAAGGAACAAUCUUGCUCUCAAAGUGAAUGCUAUUGGGGAAUCGUAUUUUGGCGUCUCUAUCGUUCAGAAAAGUGCAAACAUGUUACAGGAGAUGAUGUCAGGGCUUUUGGGAGGUGGCAAAUAAACCUAAUAAGUGUCCUUUGCAGGCUCUUUGUCGAGCAACACGUUCGAGUGUUCAUCAUACUCUACGUUCGUGCAGUCUUUGCGAAUCCGGGACUCGCCUAGCACCUCUGCUAGCUCAUACCGCUUUGCCUUGAGAAGCUCGUGCUUCGCUUCCUGAUAUGUGCACCACUUUCUACUCCGGUUCUCCAUUUCAGGCCAUUUAUCACAUAGCUCUUGAAUCUCCAUCUCAUAGAAAUGAAACUCGCUUCGAGGUAUCUUUUCACUUUCGAUCGUGGUGGGUAUAUUCUUAGAGUCCUUGCGAUACCGUAGAUCUUCAACAACCGGUAGCUUGCCAAGUAUCUUCCCCACGGCCCCCGCCUCUUCCCACGUCUCGCGAGAAGCUGUUUUGCGGAAGCUGUCGAUCUCAUCGGACUCAAUUCCACCCUUAGGCAGAAUCCAGCGGUCCUUGUGUUUGGCGGAGGAGAUCAUCAGCACCUUUGAAUGGUCGGGAUUCAGAACAACACAGCCAGCAACCAAACGUGCACCGGUUUUCUUGUUGAACAGCUGGUGUUUGCGACCCUCGCGUGCCUCCACGGUCUUCUCAAAUUCAGUGGCACGGUCCGCAGAAUUGCACACCUCCACAUCAACAUAGAUACUAUUUUUA